AUGUCAAAUUCUUCCACCUCUCAACAGAAGGCGAAGGAGAAGGCCGUUGACCCCGAGCCGAUCCAGGAUGGCGCUCACCCAGACGACUCCGACGAGGAUGAAUCUGGCUCGGAGGUCGGGGUCGAGCCCGAAAAUAUCGCGGGCUCGUCCAACCUCCAGGCAACAUCUCCGUCCACUGCAGGAAAGAAGAAGAAGAAGAAGCGGUCAAAGGCGAUCAAGGCUCUGAACGCGCUUCGCCCCGGCGGUAGCAAGGAGAUCCCGGAGGAUGUCGUCAAUCUAGUGCUCGACAAGGUCCGUGCCGAGGGUGGUGAAGCUGCCGCGAAUGCGGACUCGGAGACUGUUAGGAUGGCGCUUGAGCAGAUGAAGUUGAAAGAGCUUUUGCAAGGCAAGUCGGGCAUUGGGGGGAAGAACAAGAAGGAGACUGGGGGCACAAGGUCUUUCUGGGCCACCCAGCCGGUGCCACAACUAGGCGAGCAGCCCUCGGAAGUAGAUGGGUAUAUUGAACCUUCCAAGCCUCGGGAAGAGGUUCGGCAAGACCCAUAUCCUCUACCCAAGGAAUUCAUGUGGUCCACCAUUGACAUUACAGAACCUGCACAGCUGAGGGAGCUGUAUGAGUUGCUCUCCGCGAAUUAUGUAGAGGAUGAUGAUGCGUCGUUCCGCUUCCAAUAUUCUGCGGAAUUUCUCUCUUGGGCUCUCAUGCCGCCAGGCUUCCACAAAGACUGGCAUGUGGGUGUUCGUGUAAGCUCGAGCAAGAAGUUAGUCGCAUUCAUUUCUGCGGUGCCCAUUAGGGUGCGUGUACGUGAAAACCAAUUCGAUGCAUGCGAAGUCAACUUUUUGUGUGUUCACAAGAAGCUGCGGUCUAAGCGGCUGGCUCCCGUGCUCAUCAAGGAGGUUACUCGGCAAUGCCACCUUCAAGGGUCAGGCGUCCUCCUGCCGACGCCAGUAUCCAGCUGUCGGUACUUCCACCGCUGCCUGAACAUCCCAAAGCUCGUCGACGUCCGCUUCACCGCCGUGCCCUCUAACAUGACCAUGGCGCGCAUGAUCCGCGUACACAAAGUCCCCGACCGCCCGCGCCUGCUCGAUCACGGUCUGCGAGAGAUGACGGACAACGACGUCCCGCAGGUCGCCGAACUCUAUGCGCGCUACAUGCAGCGCUUCGAUAUGGUCCCCGUCAUGUCUCACGACGAGGUCCGCCACCAGUUCCUCAGCGGCCGCGGCGCGGGCCCGCACGGGCCCGACGCGUGGAAGAGCCCGCGCGAGGGCCAGGUCGUGUGGACGUACGUCGUCGAAGACCCGCAGACGAAGCGGAUCACUGACUUCUGGUCAUUCUACUCCCUGCCCUCGACCGUCAUCCGGCACCCCAAUCACAAUGUCCUCAACGCCGCGUACCUCUACUACUACGCGACCGCGACCGCGUUCGAGCCCGGCGCGGAGGCGGCCGGCCGGCUGAAGCGGCGCCUGGAGGACCUCAUUGGCGACGCCCUCACCUUCGGACAAGGUGAUGGUCUCCUUAAUUUCUACCUGUACAACUGGCGCACUGCUCCUUUGGCUGGUGUGACUGAGGUUGGGGGCACGGCUGCUGGCAAAGGUGUCGGGGUUGUAAUGUUGUAA
This is a messenger RNA of Epithele typhae, 1611 nucleotides long. Its product is annotated as N-myristoyl transferase. The record is from RefSeq and is a predicted model, not a curated record. Gene Ontology annotation, molecular function: glycylpeptide N-tetradecanoyltransferase activity. Bases 1 to 1611 code for a protein of 536 amino acids. Gene Ontology annotation, cellular component: cytoplasm. The transcript has 9 exons. Lineage: Eukaryota; Fungi; Basidiomycota; Agaricomycetes; Polyporales; Epitheliaceae. Gene Ontology annotation, biological process: N-terminal peptidyl-glycine N-myristoylation.